CAGAAUUUCAGUGCAGGGAGUAGCAGGGCUCAUUUACUUGUUAAAAGAAUACCCGAUCUGAAUUUUGGAGAUAAUGGGGAUCCACAGACAAUUCGGGGCAUUUGCAGUGGCCGUCACAAUCCUCAUCUGUGCUCUGCAAGCGACUGAGGGGGCAGCCAAGUUGAAAGGAAGAAAGGAGAAAGUAAGCAAUCUGGAAUUCUAUUUCCAUGACAGAGUUUCAGGAAAGAGCGUGACGGCCGUGGAGGUGGCGUCUGCUCCAUCCACCAAAACUUCGGCCACUUCAUUUGGAUCACUAUUUGUGAUGGACGAUCCCAUCACCGAAGGGCCUGAGCCCACUUCCAAAUUGGUGGGCAGAGCUCAGGGAUUGUACGCCUCCGCAGGCCAAGAGGAAGUUCACCUGUUAAUGGCGGUCACCUAUGUUUUUCAGGGUGGAGAGUUCAACGGUAGUACGAUCGCCAUGGUUGGUAACAAUGCUGUGUUUAGCGAGGUUAGAGAGAUGGCGAUUGUGGGAGGAAGCGGCAAAUUCAGGCUGGCUCGAGGGUUCUGUCUCGCCCACACUCACUCCUUCGAUAUCAAAUCUCGCAAUGCAGUCGUCCAUUACAAUGUUACCGUACAUCAUCACUAGUAUUAAGUUAUCCUCAGUAAUGUAUUCUCCGAAGUGCUAUAUGGGUACAUUUGGAUAUCAGUAGAACUUGCAUUUUGGAUAUCAGUAGAACAUGCAUAUUAGAUAUUGGGUAUGUUUUGAUUAAAAAAGCAGCCUUAAUGAUCUUUAACAUAGUCGGAGGGUGACAGAUAUUGGGUUUAUGUGUUGAAAAAAAAUCUUGAUUACUUUAAAAUAUAUAAAUAAAAGUAAGUUAUAAAUUUUGUAGGAAAGUAGACACUUUAAAUUUUAUGUAGAAAAGUCGAUUUUGGAUAUUGAUCUGGUGUGAUGGUUAAGAUGUGGUGAUGUUGUUCUUGCUAUCAAGAUUCAAAUUUUAUUGGAAUAUUAUUUGUUGAA
Messenger RNA from Cryptomeria japonica (Japanese cedar), 997 nucleotides. RefSeq names its product dirigent protein 23. Lineage: Eukaryota; Viridiplantae; Streptophyta; Pinopsida; Cupressales; Cupressaceae. The transcript has a single exon. The coding region runs from base 74 to 625 and encodes 183 amino acids. The record is from RefSeq and is a predicted model, not a curated record.